CGCUGCUACUCGCCUGACAGCCCUGCGACAGGAUUCAACUCGCGCCCGCGCGUGUGCCUGCCUGCCUGCCUGCCUGCCUCUUGCUCGCUUGCCUUGCCGGAGCUUCCAUCGUCGCCAGCCAUUCCCACCUGCAGCAGUGGACAUUGGACUGCGCAACACCGGCCGCUCUCCAGCCCUGCGCAGAAAUCGAGAACUCCUCGAGCGCGCGGCCUCUACGAUCCAUCCACUCGAAGCGCCCGCGCGACGCCGCCCUCGCCGUGCGCCAUUCUAUGACUUCGCCAAACUCGAGAAAGAGACCCGCGCCGGGCAGCGUGCCGAUAUCACAACAGAUGGCGCAGCCGUUCCACCCACAGGCCGACCAGUUGAUGCGCUGGACCGGCAACAACUCGGGCAACUUCAUGGACGGCGCCAACAACAUUGACUACAGCAUGCUGUCGACGCCGUUAGCAGCAGCCCAAUUCUCUCAAACCAACCCGGCCGCGACAUCGACAACGCUUGCGCGCCGGGGGAUGAACGGGACACUCGUCCCCUCGAACCGCGCUUAUGUCCAGCCACAGAGUGAGUCCUGGCCAAACUUCGAGGACGGGAUGGUAGUGCCAGCCGCAAACGGUGGAACCGACGACAAUGACAAUGUUGAGCUGCUGGAGGAGCGGGCUCAGAGGGCGAAGCGGGAGGCGCAAGCGAAGAGGAAACAGAUCCCUCCGUUUGUGCAGAAACUAAACAGCUUCCUCGAGGAGUCGAAAAACACCGAGCUCAUCCGGUGGUCUGAGAGAGGCGAUUCGUUCAUCGUCCUGGACGAGGACGAGUUCGCAAAGACGCUGAUUCCCGAGCUCUUCAAGCACAACAACUACGCCUCUUUCGUGCGGCAACUGAACAUGUAUGGCUUCCACAAAAAGGUCGGACUCUCGGACAAUUCCAUGAAAGCGAGCGAGCGCAAGAACAAGAGCCCCAGCGAAUAUUACAACCCGUACUUCCGGAGAGGCCACCCGAAUCUUCUCUGGCUGAUCAACAAGCCCAAGAGCGGCAACGCCAAAAAGGGCGGCAAGAAGCGCGCGGAUGAUGUGGAAGGCGACAGCGACGACGAGAUUCUGCCUGUCGAGGACAACGUGACCCCGGCCGCGACCCGUCCUCAAGAUCCGAGCCGUGCACUGCCCGCGCCGGAGUCGGGGCCGUUGCAGAGGAAAGAGCUUUCGGUGAUUCGAGACCAGAUGGCUGUGCUCCAGCAGCAGCAACGGACCAUCAGCGAUGCAAUUAAGAGACUGCGGAGCGAGCACAACAGUCUGUUUCAGCAAGCUGUCGUCUUCCAGAAUAUGCACGACCGGCACGAGAACUCCAUCACCGCCAUUCUCAAUUUCCUGGCGAACGUGUUCCGGAAAUCUCUGGAGGAGCAGGGCGGUGUGCAGAACGUCAACGACUUGCUGGCCGGCAUCAUACCUAACAUGCAGAUGCCCCAGAAUUCUUCUGGUAGUGUUGUGGAUCUGGGUGACUUUCUGCAACAACAGGCGAACCUGGGGGGCACAGGCUCGGUGUCGACGCCCAAAAGACCACAACGCCUCCUGCCACCCAUACCGUCUCACCAAGACUCCCGAUCGGCCUCUGGCAAUGCGGCGACGAACCUUUACCAGAACAACCAGCAGCCACGCAUGGGAUCUGUCGAGGAGGUCUUUGAUCCUCCUUCUUCAGAAAAGUCGACCACGCCAGCAUAUCUCAAACAGGAGCUUGAAUCAAACCCGCAGGAAGGGAUGAUGAAGAUUAUCCAGAAUGCCAACUCGAAUGCCGGACCCAAUUCUGCUGGCCUCUCAAACCUCGCUGCGAACACGUCCGCCAACAUGACAAACGACCAGCGUGACCGCAUGCUCAACAUCAUGAACUCGGGGGCCAGGCACAGCUCGUCGCCUGUCCCGGCAGGGCCAUCUCCACCAGCUGGCCAACUCCCGACACCAAGGACACAGGUCCCGCCGAGCCUCAAGACAACAAGCGUGUCGCCGUCACCACAACCAGCAGCCGCAACAUCGACGAACCUGUCGCCGAUCCUUCGUGCUGCGCGGGAGGUCCAGCCGCCUUCCAUCGAGCGGAUGAACCAGAACAACGAAGAGCUCGAGAGGCUGCAGCGUCUCCAGGCGGAACAGGCCGAGAAGCUGGAGCAGCUCAACAGCCUGCUCGGCCCUCUGAGCCCAUCUGGUAGGAUCCCUGGCCUGGAAGGCGACGUCAGCUACUUUGGCAACGACGACAUCGACCUCAACCAGUACCUCGACUCGUCGGCGUUUACCAACGACGCCGCGGGCGGGGUGGGCGACUUCAGCUUCGACACGAGCGCGCCCCUGUUCGACCCCAACGGGCCAGCCGGCGAUUUCGGCAGCGCCGGGUACACCUGGAACCCCUCAGAUCCCCUGCCGGACUUUGACCCGAGCGUGGUGGGCGGCGGCGGCGGCGGCGGUGGUACUGCUUUGUCCGGGCACGGCCUGGGCGGCGGCCGGGUCGUGGAGAGCAACACGCCCGAUCAGGGCCCAAGCCCAGGCGGGACAGAGGAGAUAACGAGGGAUGACCUAGAAGAGAGUCCCAGCCGCUCGGCGAAACGUCAGCGCAAAGUGUGAGCAACUUGCUGUCCAGAUUGGCUUUGUUCGAGAUGGCGGGUUUUUUCUUUUUCUUAUGCAAACAUCAUUAGCCGCAAAGGGUCAAUCAGGGUAUCGGAGUUAUCGGUUCAUUGUUUUGCACGGGACAUCCAGGAGGAGGAGAGCAAGGGAUCAGGGUUAAGAGCCCGAGUUUGGCUUUUUAGUUUGAUAGCGCGCGCGGGGGGGGUUUUCAUCACAUCAAGGGAGUUUUUUGUUCAAUACUGGACUAGUGCAGCGGCGAGAAAAAUCUCAGACAGCGUUCCCUGGUCCAUCAUCACAUGGCAAUAUUGUUUCAGGU
Molecule: messenger RNA, 2910 nt
Organism: Microdochium trichocladiopsis
Lineage: Eukaryota; Fungi; Ascomycota; Sordariomycetes; Xylariales; Microdochiaceae
Exons: 2
Coding region: 270-2594 (774 amino acids)
Biological process (GO): regulation of DNA-templated transcription
Molecular function (GO): sequence-specific DNA binding; DNA-binding transcription factor activity
Source: RefSeq, a predicted model, not a curated record